UACAUAAAUUAUUAAAAUAUUUAAUAAUUUUAACAGGAUAAUAUGAUUAUAAUGUCAAAAAUUGGACAUAGAUGCCAUGUAUGUAUCAUUAACAUGUUUAUUGUAACCUGAACGUGUGUAAAAAAGAAUUGUUGUGCUGUGGGAGAUCUUGGUGCUCAUGGUAUGGGAAUUCCAAUUGGAAAAUUAUCGCUUUAUACUGCUCUUGCAGGAAUUAAACCACAUCAGUGUCUUCCAAUUACACUUGAUGUUGGAACUAAUAAUCAGUCAUUUUUGGAUGAUCCACUUUAUAUUGGACAUAAACACAAACGAGUAUCAGGCCCACAAUAUUAUGAAUUUUUGGAAGAAUUUAUGACAGCAAUUGUUCAACGUUAUGGAAGAAGUACACUCAUACAAUUUGAAGAUUUUGGUAAUGCAAAUGCAUUUAAACUUCUUCAAAAAUAUAGAAAUGAUUACUGUACAUUCAAUGAUGAUAUUCAGGGUACUGCAUCAGUAGCAGUUGCUGGACUAUUGGCUUCUUUAAGAUUAACCAAUACAAAAUUGUCAGCUAAUACAAUUGUAUUUCAAGGAGCUGGUGAAGCUGCACUUGGAAUUGCUGGUCUUUGUGUUAUGGCAAUGAUGAAAGAAGGAACAAGUGAAACAGAUGCAAUUAAUAAAAUUUGGCUUGUUGAUUCAAAAGGUUUAAUUGUUAAAAAUCGUCCUGCUGGAGGAAUAACAGAACAUAAACUUCGUUUUGCAAAAGAACAUGAGCCAAUUGAUACUCUUGUUGAAGUUGUUAAUACAGCAAAACCAACUGUUCUUAUUGGAGCUGCUGCAAUUGGUGGAGCAUUUACAAAAGAAAUUUUAAAAGCAAUGGGUGAUUUUAAUGAAAGACCUGUUAUAUUUGCUCUUAGUAAUCCAACAAGUAAAGCUGAAUGUACUGCUGAAGAAGCUUAUACUGCAACAAAUGGACGUUGUAUAUUUGCAAGUGGCUCACCUUUUGAUCCAGUAACAUUGAAUGGAAAAACAUACAAUCCAGGACAGGGUAAUAACAGCUAUAUUUUUCCAGGCAUUGCUUUAAGUGCAAUCUGUGCUGGUAUGCGUAUUAUUCCUGAAGAAACAUUCCUCAUUGCUGCAAAUGCACUUGCAAAUAUUGUCACAAAUGGUGACCUUGAGUCUGGUAAUCUUUAUCCACCACUUAAAGAUAUUCAAAAAUGUUCUGUUGAGAUUGCUGUUAAGGUCAUGAAAUACGCUUAUGAAGAAUCUUUGGCAACUUUUUAUCCGGAGCCAAAAGACUACGAAGCUUUUAUUAAAGCUCAACUUUACGAUACAAGUUAUACAAGUGCGUUACCAUUGACUUAUGCUUGGCCCAAACUUUAAGUUUCUUAAUACUUGAUAAAUUUUUUUAUUGAGAUCUUGAUGUCGUAACAAAAAUUUUAUAUGUACAUAGCAGUAAAAUAAUUCAAAGUAUCGAUCAUAAAUUUAUAAUUCGGAAUAUUAUGAUCGGUAUUCAAUAUUCACAAAAAAAGAAAAAAAAUUAUUUAUAGUAUAUUCACAUUAUUUUUAACGAACCUGUAUGAUUUCUAUUUAAAUAAAAAUGCAUAAGUUAAUCGUCAAACUGCAUGUACUAUUUUGUCUUGUUACACAAUUGUAAUAUUAUAAUUUAUAAAGAUCAAAAAAAAUAAUGGCGAUAAUCUGUUAAAUACAUUCCAAAUAUUUACUAUUGUUUCGACAAGCAAUAACACCAAAUAUUUUAUUUAUUAAUAAUUAAUUUAACUAUUGAUUAAAUAAUUAAUAAUUUAUUGAUAAACGUAUAUAUUUUUUUUUUUGAUAAUAUCGUUGGAAUUAUGUCAAGAAUGCCUGAGUGACAAUAAAAACAAUUACCAAGUAAAAAAAAAACAAACAAACUUUAAAGUCCUGAUUAAACUGAAUCCCAAAAAUGUCUGCUACGAUUUUUUUGACAUAACAAUGGAGUAGAUGUGUUCAUUAAAUAAAAAACAUUUUUUUUUUUUUUUUUGUUUCAUAAUUAUUUAAACAAUUAAUAUAAACAGAUAAACAGUAAAAUGUUUUUACAUUUCACAAUGCUUUAAGCUUACACAAUGUGAUAUAAUGACGAAAAAAAAACAAGAAUCUUAUUGUUUUUGAUUCAAGUUUAUUGUCUAAAAUGAAAAUUUUAAAAAUAGGUUUUUUAAAGCCAUGCAUGAAUUCUUAUUACACUCCGAA
Molecule: messenger RNA, 2199 nt
Organism: Aphidius gifuensis
Lineage: Eukaryota; Metazoa; Arthropoda; Insecta; Hymenoptera; Braconidae
Product: NADP-dependent malic enzyme-like
Exons: 5
Coding region: 163-1356 (397 amino acids)
Biological process (GO): malate metabolic process; pyruvate metabolic process
Cellular component (GO): mitochondrion
Molecular function (GO): malate dehydrogenase (decarboxylating) (NAD+) activity; NAD binding; malate dehydrogenase (decarboxylating) (NADP+) activity
Source: RefSeq, a predicted model, not a curated record